This is a messenger RNA of Diutina rugosa, 2748 nucleotides long. It is a transcript of the gene PMR1, whose product is annotated as Ca(2+)/Mn(2+)-transporting P-type ATPase. Gene Ontology annotation, cellular component: endoplasmic reticulum; plasma membrane; Golgi membrane. The transcript has a single exon. Lineage: Eukaryota; Fungi; Ascomycota; Pichiomycetes; Serinales; Debaryomycetaceae. Gene Ontology annotation, biological process: intracellular calcium ion homeostasis; manganese ion transport; calcium ion transmembrane transport. Bases 1 to 2748 code for a protein of 915 amino acids. The record is from RefSeq and is a predicted model, not a curated record. Gene Ontology annotation, molecular function: ATP binding; ATP hydrolysis activity; P-type calcium transporter activity.
AUGAGUGACAACCCGUAUAAGCAGCGGGGGUCGUCCCCGUCCGGAGGCAGCCACACCGUGUCGCUCCAGCGGUCGCAGGAGACGGUGGCCCAGGUGGUGGCCGACUUGAAGACCAACGCCCACGACGGGCUCGACUCCCCGGACGACGUGCUGCAACGGCGCCUCAUCUACGGCGACAACGAGCUCCACGGCGAGGAGCCCGAUCCCAUGUGGAAAAAGUUCUUGCAAAAGUUCUACGAGGACCCGUUGAUCUUGCUUCUUAUCGGGCUGGCGGUGAUCCUGUUUUGGAUGGGCAACCGCGACGACGCCAUCCUGAUCACGUUGGCAAUUUUCAUUGUCGUCACCGUGGGUUUCGUCCAGGAGUACCGCCUGGAAAAGCUGUUGGAAGCAUUGAAUAAGCUUGUCCCCGCCCUGGCGAAGUUGACCCGCCAUGGCAACAGCCAGGACGUGUUGGCGCUGACGCUUGUCCCGGGGGACUUGGUCCACUUUGGCCAGGGUGACAGAAUCCCCGCCGACGUCAGAAUCACCGAGGCCGUCCAUUUGACCAUCGACGAGUCGAACUUGACCGGGGAAACAACUCCGUUGAGAAAACAGGUGGACCCGGUAAACGGCGACCACCCGGUGCUGGAGAGAUCGCUGAUUGCGUUUAUGGGUACCCUCGUCCGUGACGGCCACGGGGCAGGCAUUGUCGUCGCCACCGGGGCCGACACCGAGUUUGGCCAAGUGUUCAAGAUGUUGAACCUGAUUGAAAAGCCUAAGACCCCCUUGCAACAGGCGAUGGAUAAGCUUGGUAAGGACUUGCUGACAUUCCUGUUUAUUGUCAUCGGGGUUAUCUGUCUUCUUGGUGUGCUCCAAGGCCGUGAAUGGUUGGAUAUGUUCCAGAUCUCGGUGUCGUUGGCCGUCGCCGCUAUCCCUGAGGGUUUACCGAUUAUUGUCACCGUCACUUUAGCUCUUGGUGUGUUGAGAAUGGCUCACCGUAAGGCCAUCGUUAGACGGUUACCCCUGGUGGAGACUUUGGGCUCCGUCAACGUCAUUUGCAGUGACAAGACCGGUACUUUGACGCAAAACCACAUGACCGUGACCAAAAUAUGGACCACCGACUGUAAGGGGUCGUUCAACACCCCGUACUUGAACGUGGAACGCCUCGACGACAACACGCUUGAACACCAACAAACGACCAACAUCAAGCGGCUCCUCGACUGCGGCAACAUCUGUAACAACUCUCGUUUCUCCAAAGAGAGCGACAAGUGGUUGGGCAACCCGCUGGACAUCGCGUUGAUCGAAGUGCUCCCGCACUUUGGCCACGAAGACAUUAGAGGCACCAAAGUGAGAUUCACCGAAACGCCGUUCUCGCUGAGCCGCAAGUACCAGGCGGUGGGUGUCCACGGCGGCGACUCUGAUAAGCCGGAAACUUACGUCAAGGGGGCUACCGAAAGAGUGUUGGCGAUGUGCACUAAAUACUACGACGCUCAGGGCCAGGCUAAAGAGCUUACCCAACAGGUACGCGACGAAAUCAUGGAACGCACCUCGGGGCUCGCCCUGGAAGGGUUGAGAGUGUUUGGUUUCGCUGAGAACCUGCUCAAAUUGAACAUUGAACCCCACGAUUUGAUCUUCUGUGGUCUCACGGGUAUGAAGGACCCUCCUCGGGCGAAUGUCGCCUCCUCCAUCGCUAGAUUGAUGAGUGGUGGUGUCCACGUGAUCAUGAUCACCGGUGACGCCCCCACUACCGCCAUCGCCAUCGCUAAACAGAUCGGUAUCCCCAUCAUUAACCCGGACCAGCUGGUGUUGACCGGUGGCCAAUUGGACAACAUGUCACCUGAACAAUUGAGUCAGGCCAUCCAGCACGUGCUGGUGUUUGCUCGUACCACUCCCGAACACAAAGUGUUGAUCGUUAAGGCAUUACAACACCGUGGUGACGUAGUGGCAAUGACCGGUGACGGGGUCAACGAUGCUCCCGCAUUGAAGCUUGCGGAUAUCGGGAUUGCUAUGGGCAAAAACGGUACCGACGUGGCUAAGGAAGCCGCCGAUAUGGUGCUUGUUGACGACGAUUUCUCCACGAUUUUGGCCGCCAUCGAAGAAGGUAAAGGUAUCUUCUACAACAUCCAGAACUUCAUUUCCUUCCAGUUGUCGACGCUGAUUGCUGCGUUAACCCUCGUGGCGUUGGCUACUCUUUUCGGCUUGCCCAACCCGCUUAACGCCAUGCAAAUUCUUUGGAUCAAUAUUUUGAUGGACGGUCCCCCCGCUCAAUCAUUGGGUGUGGAACCGGUCGACCCCGAGGUGAUGCAACAGCCGCCACGCAAACGCAAUGCCGCCAUCUUAACCCCCGCGGUGAUCAAACGAGUCAUCCAGCUGGCCACCGUCAUCAUCAUCGGUACUAUAUACGUGUUCAUCAAAGAGAUGAACGACGGCGAAGUCACCGCCCGCGACACCACGAUGACGUUCACCUGUUUCGUGUUGUACGAUAUGUUCAACGCGUUGGCGUGUCGCUCGCUGACCAAGCUGGUGUUUGAGUUGGGGAUCACCUCCAACAAAAUGUUUAAUUUCGCGGUGCUCGGGUCGCUCUUGGGCCAGCUAUGUGCGAUCUACGUGCCGUUCUUCCAGAGGAUCUUCCAGACGGAGGCGUUGCACUUGAGCGACUUGGUUAACCUCACCAUCCUCACGCUGCUGGUGCUCAUCGUCGACGAGGUCCGCAAGUGGUACAUCCGCCGCCGCGCCGCCUCGGGACACUUUGCCGACUACGGCGUGUAA